This is a messenger RNA of Sarcophilus harrisii (Tasmanian devil), 11811 nucleotides long. RefSeq names its product nuclear factor I C (gene NFIC). The transcript has 10 exons. Gene Ontology annotation, biological process: regulation of transcription by RNA polymerase II. Gene Ontology annotation, cellular component: nucleus. Gene Ontology annotation, molecular function: RNA polymerase II cis-regulatory region sequence-specific DNA binding; DNA-binding transcription factor activity, RNA polymerase II-specific. The record is from RefSeq and is a predicted model, not a curated record. Bases 146 to 1807 code for a protein of 553 amino acids. Lineage: Eukaryota; Metazoa; Chordata; Mammalia; Dasyuromorphia; Dasyuridae.
GAGACCCAGAGACCCAGAGAAGGAUAGAGACGGGGAGCGAGACCGAGGCGGGGUGGGGGGUGGGGGGUGAACAUAUGACUCAGUAACUUUGGAGCCGCCGUGUUUUCUCCCCUGCGAACCCGGGAGCCUCCCAGGCCCGCUCGGCAUGUAUUCGUCCCCGCUGUGCCUGACCCAGGAUGAAUUCCAUCCGUUCAUCGAGGCCUUGCUGCCCCACGUCCGAGCAUUCGCCUACACCUGGUUCAAUCUGCAGGCUCGGAAACGCAAGUACUUCAAAAAGCAUGAGAAGCGCAUGACAAAGGACGAGGAGCGGGCAGUGAAGGAUGAGCUGCUGGGGGAGAAGCCUGAGGUCAAGCAGAAGUGGGCGUCCCGGCUCCUGGCCAAGCUGCGCAAGGACAUCCGGCCCGAGUGCCGAGAGGACUUCGUCCUAGCCAUCACAGGCAAGAAGCCUCCAGGGUGCGUCCUCUCGAACCCCGACCAGAAGGGCAAGAUGAGGAGGAUCGACUGCCUGCGCCAGGCGGACAAGGUGUGGCGGCUUGAUCUCGUCAUGGUGAUCCUCUUCAAGGGCAUCCCCCUGGAGAGCACCGAUGGGGAGCGGCUGGUCAAGGCCGCCCAGUGUGGCCACCCCGUGCUUUGUGUCCAGCCCCAUCACAUCAGUGUCUCAGUGAAGGAGCUCGACCUGUACCUGGCUUAUUUCAUCAGAGAGAGAGACUCAGAGCAGAGCGGCAGCCCCCGGGCAGGAAUGGGCUCUGACCAAGAAGACAGCAAGCCCAUCACACUGGACACCACAGACUUCCAGGAAAGCUUUGUUACCUCUGGGGUCUUCAGUGUCACUGAGCUCAUCCAAGUCUCCCGGACACCUGUGGUGACAGGCACGGGACCGAACUUCUCCCUGGGCGAGUUACAAGGGCACCUGGCCUAUGAUCUGAAUCCUGCCAGCACAGGCAUGAGAAGAACACUGCCCAGCACCUCCUCCAGUGGGAGCAAACGACACAAAUCAGGCUCCCUGGAGGAAGACGUGGACACGAGCCCCGGCGGGGAUUACUACACGUCACCCAACUCCCCGACGAGUAGCAGCCGCAACUGGACGGAGGACAUGGAAGGGGGGAUCUCACCCACAGUGAAGAAGACUGAGAUGGACAAGUCCCCCUUCAAUAGCCCAUCGCCUCAGGACUCACCCCGCCUCUCCAGCUACACCCAGCAUCACCGGCCGGUCAUCGCUGUGCACAGCGGUAUCGCCCGGAGCCCUCACCCCUCCUCCACGCUGCAUUUCCCAACCACCUCCAUUAUCCCCCAGACGGCCUCUACCUACUUCCCCCACACUGCCAUCCGAUACCCGCCUCAUCUCAACCCCCAGGACCCCCUCAAAGAUCUCGUCUCCUUGGCCUGUGACCCAUCCAAUCAGCAGCCAGGACCGUUAAAUGGAAGUGGUCAAGUCAAAAUGCCCAGUCACUACCUUUCCACCCAGAUGCUGGCACCGCCACCGCCCCCAGGCAUGCCCCGGCUGGCUCUCUCCCCUGACACCAAAUCUACCACCACAACUUCCGAGGGAGGAACCACAUCGCCGACUUCGCCCAUCCUGGUAUCUGGGAUAAACAAGGUUCUCCCCACACGUCCCUUCUCCUGUGUCUCGGGGCUAUCCCGGGGGGAGAAAGGCAGCCCCCCGGCCCACGUUUUCGGUGGAGAGCUAGUGCGAGUGAGGACGUCCUCCCAGCCACCCCCGCCAACAUCCAACCCGACAAAAAAAACAAACAAACAAAAACACAACAAAAAGAGACAAACAAAAAACAAAGACGAAAACCAGAGGUAAGACAGAAAAGUCAGAGACUCUCUCCGAAGAGCGAGUGAGGUUCCGCGCCUGGCAGUCAGGAACACGGUCGCCCGGUCCCCCAGCGACAGACACCCCGGCCGAGGGGCCCCGGGGGGCAGCCUAUGCAACACGGUGUCUUUCUAAUUUAUUCAUCUCCUCUCCACCUGCCACGACUGAAGAAAGGACCGGAUGCCCAGCCUGUCCCCCGCCCCCUGCUCCCAUGCCCGCUCCCAGGACACGCGGCUGCUUGCCCCUGUUGGCACCGGGCAGGCUGAGGGCAGUUCCCAUUGGCACCAGCGGCCGUCCCUCUGCCCAGGGAUGAGCAGAUUUAAACAAACAGACAGACAGCGUGCUUUGGGUUAGCUCCCAGACCCACUGUCCAGAUCCUUUCCCAGAGAGAGGUGAGCGUGUCCCUAAGGCCCACUACAGACGGGCCCCUAGAGGUAAAGGAACCGGACCACGUGCAUUCUCUCCUCCCCACCCGCCCUGCCCUCGACGCCUGCUCUGGGCCGGACAGCAGCAUUCCAAAAAGGCCGGGGCCCGUCAUGCUUGCUAUUUGCCACGGGGCUCAGGCAGCAGCCUGCUGGGGACCAGGGGACCCGUCCCAAGUGGCAGACAUGCCAUGGGCCCACCGCUCUGGGGGUGCUGUGGAAGGGGGGGAGCGGAGGCGGGCAUUGCAGGGCCUCUGAAGGGGCGAUGGUGGCAGGGGGGAGAACGGCUCUCGGGGCUUGGGCACCGAGGUCAGGGCGGGGGCCACCGAGAGGGUCAGAGUCGGUGAGCGUGGCACAGCAGGGCAGGGUUUGGUGGCACAGGGCCCCUUGGUGAGAGGAUUCUGCAUGAUCUGAGCUAAAAAAAAAAACCCAGAGCCCCAAACAAAUUUCUUUGCCCCAAAGGACUCAUUGAAAACACCCCAUUUUCUGCACCAUUUUUGGAGACAUCUAAUUUGGCCCGAACUUGGUCCUGGACCCCUCUUGCUUCUGUAUUUCUAUCUGACUGGGACUUGUUCCUUCUUCAUGCCUACCCCUUUUGGGAGAAAAGGUCUAUGCAAUCAGUCCCACUCCUCCCCUAGUGCGGUGCCCUGGAGCCUGGGACCCGGGACCGAAAGGACGGAGGAAGGAGGGGGCCCACCAAAACCUGUGACCCAAAGCCUGAGGCCCUGGGGAUGAUGUACGCGCUGCGAAAGAUGCACUUUUGGAGGACAGAAAGGGAAGGGGAAGCCACCGAAAGACCUGCCCCUCACCUGCCCACUGCUCCCAAGGCUUUAGUCCGACUCUUAAGGAUCUUGACAGGCCUCCCGGAUUGGAGAGGUUGUGGGGUGGGGAUGGGAAAGACAGGUUCCCCCUCCCCGACAAAAACGCUCUCCUGUUCCCCUUCCCCACCCCGGCGAGCUGGGCUGUGGAGUGUACGCGAUUUAAGUGCCUGAAUCCUGGAUCGCUACCCUCAGCUACUGCCCUCCCCCCACAGCAGGGCCGAGCGAUCAUGGAUGGCCAGAGCCAAGACCUGGGUGGCCCUCUGCCCUCCAUGCCCGCUCAAGGCACCUCCACCUCCCUUUGCCAACUCCACAGACCCCCCUUCCUGGGCCCUGCUGGUUCCCUGCGCAUCAUCACUGAGAUACCUCACCAAGGGCCACCUGGAGACCCUGGGGUCCCUGGUUUCUACCCGUUGGUGUCUGGGCCUCAGGCCUCUCCCUGGGGAAGGAGGAAGGGGACACCUCCCUCCCCAGUGGCCCUUCCUCCCCAUUCAACAGGUAUCUCUUUGGGUCUCAGACACCUUCAUCUCCUUACCUCCCCCAAGCCAGAGAGAUGGGAGAGUGAAAGACAGAGUGGGCAUUUGCCCCUGCCAGCCAACCGCCCGUCUGGGACAGAGGAGAUUGGGGCCCAAGGGGUCAGGGAAGCUGCCCCCUCCCCCGAUUCUCUCCUGUCCCCUCUGCCAGUGCCUUAAAACCAAGAGUGACGCCCUUCCCAUAUCCAUGUCCCCCUCCCCCCCCCCCCCCCCCCCAGCGCCUAUGGCUACCCUCCCCCCCAGCUCAGCCCAGGCCAGGCCAAGGGGAACCGCCCCAUUGCACUUUUGUCUUCCCUGUUGGCUCUUGGGAGUGUGUGAGAUAGGUUGGAAAGGGAGAGGCUGCUUGGUCCGGUCCCCUGCUCUGUGACUGAUCCUCAUGAGGGGGGAGACCUCGGUAGGGAGGGAGGGGGGCCGAGAUUCUGCCGAGAGGGAGAGCCUGCCCCACUCCGGCUGGCGAGGAGGCAGUGCCCCGGCCCCGCCCCGGCUCUCCCUGCCGCCGUCGUGCACCCCUGCCAUCGCCCCCCAAAAACAUGCACCCCAGCAGAGGGAGAAGUAGCUCGGGCCUGGGGUGGGCAAUCUGUUAAGCAUUUCCGUUGAGCCGCUCUGAUAACACUAAGCUCAGGGAGCCAGCCCUAGGCCUCCCUCCUGUUCUCACCUCUGACCCGCCCUCCCCCAGUCACCAGGGGAGGGAGGAGAUGCCUGGGACUACCACUUCUGGGGUGCCCUUGGGCCCUGCGAGACCCACGUCUGACCUUUCUAGACCUCCUUCCCACCGGUCUCGGAGGGGCCCCUUUCCCUGGAGGGGGGUCUGAGCCAUGUGGGGUACUGAGCCGGAAGGGCUCCUCCCCCUGUGGGAAUCUCGCUCUUGGCCCAGGUCCCACCUUCCUUCUUUCUCUCUUCUCACCCACCCACUGCCACCUCCUCCAGAGACCAUCCUUUCCUCUCAAACUGGCACAAAGGCGUGGCAAGCCCAGUGGAUCCAAAAGAGAAAGACCAGAGUUUCCUAAGCUCCCUCCUCAGUUCCUCUUCCUCCCCUGUGCCAUCCUUCUCAUCCUCUGGAGCUUCCCCGAUGGCAGCCUUGUCGCCCAGUGGCGAAGGGUGCGAUCCUCGUGCACUUAACCCUGGUGUCCUCCCCACUCCCAAGAGGGCCCCAAGUCACUGGACGGGGUUGGCCUUCGGGACCCGAAGCGAGCCUCUCGUGGGGGUGGGGGGUGAAGAGCGUGUGCGUGUGCGAGUGCGUGUCUGUGUGUGUGCGUGUCGGGGGGGGGGGGGGCAUUGGAACCUUCGGUACAGGCAGCCCUAGCUCCCUAGGGUCUUAGGGGUGGGGGUGGGAAGGACCGCAUUCCAGGCGGGACCUUGCGGAACCAAGCUGGGCUAGCAAGUUGGCGUUCAAGGGGAGAACUCAAAGCUAAUAAAACUGCAUGGUGCUUAACCAGGAACUCGUGUGACCUAGCUCAAGCUGUCAGCUCGGAGCUGAUAAAUGCAUGGCAGACUAUAACUGGCUCUACCUUUCCCCCUCUCCACCUUCCCCUGCCCCGUCCUCUUUAAAAAAAAAAAAAUUAUAUAAAAAAGUGAAAAAAAAUUCCAUGUUUCCUAAUUUGCACGAAAUUUUCUAUCACAUGAUGUGCCUUGCCUUCCAAGAAUAAGUAUUAACUUUCAACGGUAUCACCGCACAGAGAUAGCUGCAUGCUCUGCUCGUGUAGUUAAAAUAAAAUCAAAUAAAAAAUAAAAAUGGAAAAGGGGGAUGUACUUCUAUUUGUAAAAAAAAACAAAACAAAACAAAACAAAACAAAAAAAUCACCAAACAAAAAAACUCAAACCCAUCCAGCAUCCAGCCCUCCUCAGCUCCUUCUUUGGGCCUCACCUCCGUCCAUCUCUGUUCAUGUUUCUUGGGCCUAAAGAGGGGUUCCUCAUGUAAUGGCCAUCCCAAAGCCUUUCUAGCUCUUGCCCCUUUCUCAGCUAUCUGCCCAAAGCUAAGCUUGAAGGGUCCAGGAGGCUGUUUGUUUUUAAUUUGGAAAUGUUAACAUCCAAACCCUAAAGGGAUUGUCCCUGGAAGAGGAGGGCUGCGUUCCUACCGUCCUGGAUGACCACCUCCUAGGGUGUUACUCUGAGGUGACCAUCUCCUAGAGUUAAGACCCUGAAAGAGACACCUCCCCCCCCCCCAGAGCUGCACUCUGACGGGGAACCUGCGCCUUCUAAAGGGUCACCUCACGCGGGGUGACCGUCUCUUAGAGUGCCACCCUAACGGAAAAUACUUGUCCUCUGAGGUGUCGCCCUAACUGGAAUAACUGCCUCCCAGGGUGGCAACCUGAAAAAUUGUCCCUUAGCAUCUCAUCCCAGCUGGACGACUGUCAUCUUAGCUAUCACCCUACCUGGGGUGGGAGGGGAGGUCCCGUAAGGGAACACUAACUGGGAUGACUGCCUCCCUAGAUUCAGUCACCCUGAUGGAAACUUCUGUCCUCCAGCAUGUCACCCUAGCAUGUACGACUGCCUCCUAGGGUGGCACUCUAUCAGGGACCGUUCUGUCCCAGGGGGUCACCCUAGCGUAGAUGACAGAUUCCCCCCCCCCCUCCACCUCUAAAAUAAUCUAGUUCCGACUGUCUCCUCAGCAGCCCCAGUGAGGGCUCAGGCUUCCACAAUCGUUAUUUAACAUAGGAGAGAUGGUCAUUCUUGUGUCUCUUCCACCUGACACCUCCCCCACCCACCCAUAUAAGUUUUGCCAAAGCCCGUUCUUUCCCUCCCCUUCACUCCCCACUUGGUGGGCCAUUUGGGGAUGGAUUUUGCUCCUGCCCUGACAGCUUCUCCCUUGCUCCAUGUCUUCCAGUUGUGAAUACGAAUGCAUCUAGUAUGGCAAAAGUAUAUAUUUAUCUAUCUAUCUCUCUAUAUGCAAUACCUGUUUAGUCUCUGCUCCUCGGCUGGCUAACCACUCUGGGUGACUUCAUGGGGAGAGACAGGAGGAGGGCCUUAGAGAAGCUGCUUUGAUCUGGGAGUGGGUUGGGAUGGAGGCCUAUGGUCCCGUUUCAUUUUUCUGGGCAGUUUUGUGUUUGUUUUAUUUUUCUUAAUUGACCAAAGCAAAGCAUGUGCUGUGUUUCUCCUCCCUAGAUACUUUCCCUCCCCCUUCCCCUGGUUAUGGGGGCCAGGGUUUAGGGUGAAGGGCUGAAUUUAGUGACCCAAGCUGUGAAAUUAAGGGAAAGAACCGCCUUCCAGCCUCUGGUCCUCUCUUCUCUAGAGUCCUUCCAUCAUCUAUUUCAUCAUUGGGUCAGGGACGGUCAUCAUCCCACCCACAUACUCCUGUCUUUUUUGCUUCUUGGGGAGUAAAGCGGUGCCGGAGCCUAGGAAUGAGAACAGGGGAUCACCAGGUACCUGUAGCUCACCCGGCAGAUCUUGGGGAGUUCAGAAAAGUUUGAGGCUCUGUCUUGGUCGUUAUGGCUCCAUGGUUCCUUCCUCACCAUCACUACCACAACACCCCUCUUUCCAAGCUAUCAUCUUCCUGGGCCUCCCUUGACACCUACUUUUGGCUUUUGAGCAAGGCUAGGGCCGUGGGCUCCCAUUUCUGCCCCAUGAGACCCCCUGGAUUUUAGUUAUUCCCCUUCCAUACCAUCCUUUCUUCUUUCAAAAGUGCCACUAAAAACUAGAGCAGGGGUGGGGGUGGGGGAUUGUGAAGGGUAUGACAACUCCAUUCUAUCUUGUUUCCUGAAUCUAAAAGCUGUGGGAGUUUGUGUCUGAGAAUUGGGUUGUAUGUGACUGAUUUAAACAAGAAAGGCACUUUGUGUUAGCUAAACCAGAGAAAGUGGCCUAGAGGGUUCCUGGAGAGACACUAGUGGUCAAGUCAGAAAGUCCUGAGGUCAUUUUUCCAUCUUCCUACCUCCAUCCUGGCCUGGAUCUCAUCACCAUCACCAUUCCCUAACUCAAGAACAGUAUGUAGGUUUCGCCCAAGUCAGAAGUUCCCUUGGCCAAACACUUCCUGUCCUGUUCACUUGUUCCACAAAUAGUUCCUGAGAGCCAGGGGCUAUUCAAGACUCAGAUGGGUGGUCUUUCCAGUUCUCUUAAACACAAGUCAGGACUCCUGCCAGGGAGUCAAAAAUUCAAAAACCUAUCCCCUUCUCCUCUCUUCCUUUUUGUCCCAUUCUCUUCUCAGUCAUAGAGAGCCUUUGUCCUUCCAAUAUCAAUAUUUUGAUUAGAAUUCCAUGGAAAGGGAAAGAGAUUGGAAACUCUGCUUGGAAACUCAUGCAAAACAAUGGCCUUGAGGCAUAAUGGACAUAAAACAUUGAGGGCCCAGGCUGGAGUAGCACUAAGGUUGUUGGGAGUGAAGGCAAUCUAGCCCCUUCUAGGAGCUGCCUUGAACACCCUCUCCCCCCUCUCAAAGUGUAAGAACCCUGGUAGUAAAUGCUCAGUCAGUCUAUUUCACUCCUCAAGCUGUGUACAUCUUGAGUUGGGAAUGGGAAAAAGAAAUGCUUUUGUGUUGGUAGAGAAUUUGGAAGAUCAACAGACUCUUCCCAAACAAAGGAGAUUUUGGUCAAAGGACCACAUCCUCCUAAUUCUAGCCUUCUCACCACCUCCUACCAUCCAGAGGCUUAAAGAGACUUGGGAGCUUAUUUAGCAUUGACCAUGUCCCAACUCCUACAUGUCCCAUAAAUAGAGUAAUUCCGGCUCCCAUCCAGUCCCCUCCACUUAAGAUGUCUCAUUGGUCACCAAUUAUCCAUCUGCCUUCAGGGCAUCUGUCAUUCUGCCUAACAGUGGCUGUACCUUCCUUUACUCACCAAGAUAUGAAACUCUGGUUGCCACUUCCGCCUGGUAUAUGGCUUUGGCUGACUAAAUGGCUCUUCCUGGUUCAGAGUUUAAGGGCUCUCAUUGCACCAACCUAGUCGCCAUCAGGAAUUUUUUUUCAUCUGUUUUAUUGGUUCCCAGAAGCUCCUCACGCACACACACACAGAAUGAUAAUAUUUAUGAGAUUUUCAAAGGGGCCCCUACAGAUACCACCCCAAAGGUCCAAUCUGGAUAAAAUUCAGGAAACCAGGCCCUGAAAGGGUUGGCCUUUCACUAGUUGGAAUUCAGGGUCCCCUUCUGGAUGAGGAAAGUGUGACAAUCAAGUCUUCAGCCUAACUUCGUCUCUUGAGAUAGCUCACAUUCCCCCAAUUGUCCCUCCCCCCUCACUGUCUAUAUAUCUAUAUGUAGAUAUAGAUCAUUCUCAUUUCCUUAGCGAUUUAGUCUGGGUCCCCUUCCAUCUCCCCAACCUCUCCCAACCAGGAAGGAAUAAACUUCAGGAGAAAGAUAGAAGAAGAGAGCCACAAGCUCUAUUUGAUUAAAUGAGGUUAGAAAAGGGUUAGAAGAAUCAAUCAGGAGGCAGGGGUCAGAGGGACUCUUUAGCUAGCCUAUCUUCUUCCUUAGGUCCAAAGAGUGCCGAAAGAAAGGGACAUCCCUCCCCAACAACAUGGGGGCAUCAGGGGAUGAAGGGGCCCCACUUUCCAGGGGAUAAUAGCAUUAUUAAUCUUCAUUCACUUGCUUGAACUUCACACUCAUUCAGAUACAGAAAUAAAAGCUGGGUACAAAAGGAAGGGAGAAAUCCAAGCAUCUAAACAGUGGGCAUCCCCAAAAGUGAAAUAUCAUCUCUUACUUAAGGUUCUGAACCAGAGUUCUGAGAUGACCCUUUCCCUAAGCACCCAGCACCGAGCACCAGUGUUCAGGCCCCAGAUUCCUCCCUCUCUCAGAGGCCCUCAAAAUCCAGAUGACUUUGGUCUUCAAGCUUGACUAUUCUUGGGCCAUCAUUCAUGCACUACAGUGGCUCUCUUAGUGACUACAAUAUCAAAUUGGGUAAAACAGAGCUGUAGUUUGGGUGGGGGGAGUACAGUGAGAGAGAUUAGCUCUACAGACACCUGUUCACCUAGAUCAACAAAUUCCAGAGUCCUCUAAUAGAAUUCAUUGGGAAACAUCUCAAUUGGGCAGAAUUAAAGCUGCCUCCUUCCCCAUACUAGAGCAUCCCCAUACUAGACCUCAUCGAUGGUACUUUAAACUUUAUUAUCCACUCACAAUUUUUUGUGAUAUGGACUAUAAAUUGCUGCUCUUGAGGGGUCAGUUUUUCUAACUGACACAUCAUCCAAGAACUUGGAUUUUGCUCUUAAUUUUUGAGGGAAUGAACAUCUUCCUUCCCCUACAUCUUCCCUUGACUAUAUCCUCUCACACCUUGCCCUGCUACUUUCUCCUUCUGUCCACUGGGCAUCUGGAAAGCAGUAGAUCAACUGCUAGAAUCUCUGAUCAGCUUCAGUCCUGGUUGUGAUGUUCCCCCCCAAAAAAUGUGCCUCCCAUCCCUCUAGUCUUCUCUCUACCUUCCAUUAUGGCUGGAUUAAGAUCCCUCUGGUGCUUCAUCAUUAUCCAUGAUUAAAGUUAGCCACACAAUAAAAAGGCCUCUGUUUCUUUUUAAAGGAGGGAUUGGGACAAGGUUUUGGAACAAGGAAGAAGGAGGGAAAGCCAACCAAAAGUCAAAGCAGCAGGACUGUUGACAUCCAAACCAAAAAUCAUUUGUUCCCAAGCAGUGCCUCGCAAGUUCCUGCUGGCCUGGCUUUGAGGGGUGUUUCUCAUCUGGCCAUUUCAGUCCUUGCUUAGGAAGCUGUAGGGAAGGAGGGUGAUCUACGUCCUUAAGAGGGUAUAUCACAACCCUGAAAGAAUAAGACUGUGCUAUGAUUCAGCUGAGGGGUUCUAGGGUGAUCUAAAGUUAUUGCUCCCCAGUCUGGAAGUCUUUAAGGCUUUAGAUUCCAUGCUUUCCAGUGCCUAGGAACGUAAGGGUGGUAAAUACAGCAGAAUCCUAGCCCUUGCUGGGAGCUGGAAUGGGAGCCUAUAUCUGUUCUUCCUGGUGGAACCCGCAUUCCAAGUUCGGAGGAGGAUGGGGAAACUCUGGAGCAAAAAUGAGAUGGUCUUGGGGGGUAGGGGAAGCAUUGAGUCCAUCAAAGAUUUCCUCUCUCACCCAAAGCAAUGCUGUACUCAGAGUCACAGACCACCAGAGACCAUCUACUCCAUCCUCCACAUAAGAUUCUGCUUUACCAGUGAGUCCAUGGGUUUAUUGGAUUGAAGCAGGAAUGUGAGGAGAUAAGCUGGGAUGGCUUUCCAUCAGCACCCUGGACAGGGAAGCAGGUAGCCCAUCCUGGCCACACCCUUCUAUGUGAUCCCUAAAGAAAAUCCAGUCUGUAAUUCCCUUGGUCCCCUGCCCAGGCAUUACCCUUCCCAGGAUCCCCAGAUCUUGGGGUUCACAUCAAAUCCUUGGACCCCAAUGACCCCUCCCAACUCCCACCAUAAUCCAACAACAAAAACAACAACAAAACAAACCAAAGGACACCCUUGGUCCCAACCCCACACUCCCCCUUUCCCAGCUCCUGAUUCCCAGGCUCUCGGACUCCUAUUCAAUGCUUUGGACAGGAGUUGGCAAGAGGCAGGAGGGACAGUCCCCCCCAACCCCAGACUUUUCUGUUACAGUUUCCGUAGAUCUCAUGUUGAUCGCUCAAGGGCAAAAUACAGGUGAAAGAGGGGUGGGGAGAGAGGGAGGAGAGGAGAUGCUGCGUAGAGUGAGAUCAAGUACCAGAGAUUUCUCUCUGGGAACAUGAUAUAAUGGAGAGAGAAAAAGAAUUUGCUUUACUGGUGUCCUCUUCAGUUGUUGUUUUUUGUGUGCGUGUUUUGUUUUGUUUGCUUUGUUUUCUCCAAGAUUUCUUUUUCCAUUUUAUAUUUUAUCAAUAUUAUGGGACUAGUUAAUCUGUUUCUUGCUUCUUGCUUCCUGCACCUAUCCCACAAUGCCCUCGCACACACACACACACACACACACACACACACCCAUGCAUCAUAGAUUGGAAGCCACCACAGGCCCAGGACUGAGCUCUCUUAUCCUUGGCCGACCCAUCAACAAAUACAUACACAGACUGCCCAGUUCCAAGGGCACAAUAUUGGGACUGGGAUGGGGGAGGGGAUCUAACGCUGCCCUUCCUCCUUCCCCUUCCCUCCUACCUGUCCCCUCGCCUCCUGCCUCAGUUUCCCUCUCUUCCCUCCCCUUCUUCUGCGCCUCACACCCUAUUUGAUUAUAACAUUGUAUGAUGCAGCCCUUACGGUCUAGCCGAUGCGCCUACCUAAAUACCAUUUAUUGAAAGUGACGAUGGUUUGUUCCCUAUGCAAAAAAAAGAAAAAAUAUUCCAAAAAAAAGAAAAAAAUGUAUAAAACAUUAAACAAGCUAUGCUCCAACUCUA